AUGUUUUGCAUUAAACGCCAGCUUCAAGAUACUUUGCAUCGAACUGGUGUGAAGCAAAGCAUCUUAGACACUCGAGUGGCCUACUUUCAAAUGGAAAAUGAUGUGGCCACCGUUACCACGCACACGCUUAUUGAAGCAAAACUCUUGUGGUUGCAUGACAACGUCGAUCUCGAAUCUUUAACAACUGAUCUUAGACAUGCUGUGAACAGUCAAGCUGAAUGCCCCGGCGUCUGUCUAAAACAUUCUACUGUUCGGAUGACCAAAUUGUUCGGAAGUAUAAAAGAUCUGUCCACGUUGCCAACAGAAAUUUUAGCGCACCCCUCCAAUGCGCUCCGAUUAAUGCCGGUUGCUCUAAUGUCCGAGAAUCUCUUCACUUACCAGCUAUAG
Messenger RNA from Dicrocoelium dendriticum, 387 nucleotides. The record is from the annotation of a GenBank genome assembly. Lineage: Eukaryota; Metazoa; Platyhelminthes; Trematoda; Plagiorchiida; Dicrocoeliidae.